GUCUCGGUGAGCCCGGAAGGCAAUAGGAGGCUGGGACCCUGGCACGCGGAUGCGGGAGCAGGGAGGGCGAGUCCGUGGGAGCUAGCGGCUGACUGCGCAGCGGGAUCAGGAGCCCGUGGCCGGGCGCCGGGCAGGUGCAGCAUUCGCGGUGCGAUUCGAGGUUCUCCGGCUCCGAAGCAUCCCGUGUGGCCGUGACCGAAAUACCCAGGGGAGGUGUGGACCGAACACACUCCUCUCUUCUCCCGGUGGUUGCGCGAGGCCGAGCUAACCCUGCUGUAGAUAGGAUCUCUCUACAUAGCCCUGACUGUCUCAGAACUCAACCUGUACACCAGGCUGGCCCCAAACUCACAGAGAUCUGCCUGCCUCAGCCUCCCAAGUACUGGGAUCAAAAGCGUGCUCCAUCACACCAGUGACUCGGUGUCUUUUAUGCUUGGAUUAGAAAAGGUGUUGUAAUCAAGGUGAUUCCACUGUUGCUAACCAUGGCAUCUGGAGAUGACAGUCCUAUCUUUGAAGAUGAUGAAAGCCCUCUUUAUAGCCUGGAAAAAAUGACAGACCUUGUAGCUGUGUGGGACGUUGCAUUAAGUGAUGGAAUCCACAAGAUUGAGUUUGAGCACGGGACCACAUCCGGCAAACGAGUUGUGUACGUGGAUGGGAAGGAAGAAAUAAGAAAAGAAUGGAUGUUCAAAUUGGUGGGCAAAGAAACCUUCUAUGUUGGAGCUGCAAAAACUAAAGCCACCAUAAAUAUAGAUGCUGUCAGUGGUUUUGCAUAUGAGUACACUCUGGAGAUCGAUGGGAAAAGCCUUAAGAAGUACAUGGAGAACAGAUCGAAGACCACCAACACCUGGGUGCUGCACUUGGACGGCGAGGACUGCAGAGUGGUUCUGGAGAAAGAUACUAUGGAUGUAUGGUGCAAUGGCCAAAAAAUGGAGACAGCAGGCGAGUUUGUAGACGAUGGGACUGAGACACACUUCAGUAUUGGGAACCACGAUUGUUACAUAAAAGCCGUCAGCAGCGGGAAGAGAAGAGAAGGGAUCAUCCACACACUCAUUGUGGACAACAGGGAGAUCCCAGAGGUCUCUCAGUGACUGCUUCUGAAUGAGUUCUGGGCUGAAGAGCUGACGUCAGGACUUACCAUGGUAAUUAAAUGUGUUCACGCUGUACAUAUCUGUAGAUUUAAUCUGCGAUGUUUUUAUUUUUAUCUUUUGUUACUUGAAACUGUAAUAUUCCAAUGGUCAAGAAAAAUGGAAUCAUAAAAAUUUAUUUUUUAACUAAUGUGUUUCUAAUUCAAAUGGAAAAUAAAAUAUGGACCCAAACCACUAACAUCUCACCACAGUAACCUUGACUACAGCAAACACUGUAAAAUAAAAUGGUGCUGCUGGCUGUGUCCUACA
Molecule: messenger RNA, 1391 nt
Organism: Alexandromys fortis (reed vole)
Lineage: Eukaryota; Metazoa; Chordata; Mammalia; Rodentia; Cricetidae
Product: fas apoptotic inhibitory molecule 1
Exons: 8
Coding region: 480-1085 (201 amino acids)
Biological process (GO): canonical NF-kappaB signal transduction; positive regulation of neurogenesis; negative regulation of extrinsic apoptotic signaling pathway via death domain receptors
Source: RefSeq, a predicted model, not a curated record